GCGUAUAUAUAUUAUUAGUCUAAUGUUGUGAUACUCGUUGGGAAAACGCACGUAGAAGAUGAAACGGUCGGAAAAAUAAUGAUUAUUUUCGUCCCCGGAAUCGUAUGCGCCGGCGCUGCUUCCACAAAACGUAUUUCAUUUGAAUAUAAUGUGGGCAUAGGAAAAUCAGCCUUAUGCUGAUCGGCGACACGGUUGAAAAUCGAAUACCAUUUCAGAUGGGGGUACAUCGUCAGCUUCCCGCUGUCAGGUGAGGUCGCCAGCAGUCAUUGGUAUUAUUAAAUUCUUUGCAAGAGGACAUCCAUACAAUACAUAUUCUUCGCUAGUCUAUCUGAAACUCUGUCGCGUUUGAGCAUCAAACUUUUCGGUGUGUAAUCGACAAAAUAUAUUUGCUCAAAAGGAUUUUUUGUGUGUGAAAAUUGUGUCGCUCAAAUAAAGAGAAUAUGAGGUACAAUAUUGAUAAAAAUGUCGGUUUAGUGAUAGUGUUCCUGAAUUAGGAAGAAAGUCUUUCAGUGUAAAAAUUUGAUGGUUGAGCAGGAAAAAAAAUGUGAUAGAGCUUUCUCGGUCACAUUUACGCAUUCGUUUUCUUCGCCACAUUUUUCGUGUGUACGUGAAAAAAGCUACAUCGUUUUUAAGGUUUAGCAAGGAUACGUUGUCUGUGAAAAUCAAUCUAUUCCACAAAUUUUAGUGAGAUGGUGAUUAAAUAUUGUGUGGAAAAAUUUGGAUAAAAAAAAAUUGCGAGUAAAUACCAAAAAGGAAAGUUCUUGCAAGUUGUGGAACGGAGAUGGAUAGUUAUUGUUUUGGCAUUUGUUGAUUCGUUAACUUGUAACGCUGCGCACAUACGUUCCAAAUUAAAUUGUAGGAAAAUAGAAGAUUUCAGAAAAUUAAUAGAAACAUUGAUUGGAAUUAACAGGCCAGUUUGGAACGGAUGCUACAUACUUUGUUAUCAAGAUUCUGCAAAUCAAAAAAAAAAUGAAAUUUAUUUUUCAUUGUGUAAACCAUGCGAAAAAAAUUGAAGCUUAAACGGAAAAGACACGGAAAAACAUGGUAGAUUCGUCAAAUUUCGAACAAACCAUCGUGACCGAAUGAAAACGGAAAAGUUAAUUUUCUUUUAAUUUUAAAUUAUAAUUUCGUCGAAAAAUCAAUUAUGAAAAAUAAAAUCCAGUUACUCUGCAUCGUUGUCAAUGUACUUCAAUUGUUCGUCCCGGUACGGUGUCAACGCCCAUUAAGUGCAAAUAAUGCAUCAUCGUCGUCGUCGUCGUCGUCAUCAUCCGGCACACAAACAAUAUCGACAUUAAAACCACCAUCGUAUCAAGAAAAUUUCCAAGAAAAUUUCGAUUCCGAUUCAACUUCCUUAGCGUCAUCCGGUGUAGCUAUGGAAAAUCCAUUCUAUCCGCUGCAAAAUAAUUCACCAUUUAAACCGAAUCGAGGCCGGAAAAACACAUUUACCGACUUAAGGAAAAAUUUAUCGGCACAGAAAAAGUUGUGGGAACGACAAGGUGACGAUCCGGAACAGAAUGAAAAUAGUAAAAAUCCGUUGUGGGUGCUGAAGCAGAAAUUUAAAGUUGACCGUGCGUUGAUACCACAACAGGAAGGCACACAAAUGGAAGAUGUGCUUGGUGUAAAAUGUAAUUUCGAAAUUGAUUGCGCUUGGACAUGGGAUGAAAAUGUUCUUGAUGGAUUUACUGUGGUUACCGGUGCCAAUUUAACGGAUUCCAAUCGUACGGGUAUUAUGCCUGGACCUGGUGCCGAUCCCAACAAUGACGCAAAUGGUCAUUUUCUUCAUCUUCGCCUGGAACCAUCCACCAAGCAUCGUACAUUUCGAUCUCCAACGUUCAGUGUCACACGGGAAAAUUGCGUCUUAGAAAUGUAUAUUCAUCAAAGUUCUAUGCAAAAUGGUAGCUUGAAAAUCGUCAUUGAGCCCCAAUCAUCGUCAUCAUGGGUGCCAGCAGAGAUCGCGGGUAACGAUUUACGGCAAUGGCAACAGAUGCAUUUCCGUAUCGGUAGGGUGUCACAAGACUUUCAAAUUGUGUUCGAAGUUAUGCCAAGAGGAUUGGUUGGCUCCCAACGAGGACAUGUCAGUAUCGACAAUUUGUCGCUGAAGGGAUGCUUCCCGGAGGGCCCGCGAACGGAUACAUGUAGCAAUGCGUUGGUAAAAUGCCAGAAAAAUAAACGAGAUCAGUGUCUCAAAACGGUGGCGGUAUGUGACAUUGAUGUGGACUGUGACGACAAGGAAGAUGAGCUACUAAAUUGCGAAAAAAUUCCACUGGGUGGCAAAUGUGACUUUGAAAGUGGUUGGUGCGGUUGGCAGAAUUCUGGAAAAGCCAUUAUGUUGUGGGAACGACAUCAUGGUCCAACGCCGACUGAAAAGACCGGGCCCGAAACCGAUCACACGUUUCAAAAUUCAAACAACUCCGGCCAUUAUUUAUAUGUGAACAUGAAUCAGCAUCGGCUGAAACAAGAUGGAACACCGGCUGAUAAAGCAGGGCUGAAUAUAAAUCAACAUGCCAAUGAUGGUGAGAUGAAAAAGUUAGUCGGAUUUGCAAGUAACGCCGUUAUGAACAGUGUGGUUUUCAACCCACCACCUCAAGUUCAUUACAACGCCAGUUCUCCAUACGGAAAUUCGUGCAUGGUUCGAUUUUAUGUACAUCAAUUCGGACCGAAUGCAGGUAGUAUCAAUCUGUCGGUGGUUGAGAUCAAAGAGAAGGAAAACAUAACGACAACAUUGUGGUGGAGUUCUAAAAAUCGUGGUGACGAUUGGAAUCGUGAAAAUUUGAUUAUGCCGAAUAUCACGUCCAAGUAUUUCCUUCAGUUUGAGGCUCGAAUGGGAAUGAGAAUAUAUUCUGAUGUGGCCAUCGAUGAUUUUUCGCUGAGUCCUGAAUGUUUCGGUCUUAAUAUACCGAUCGACCAAUUGGAUGGAUAUAAUUAUUGGGAUCCCAGAUUGCCAACGAACAAACAGACACACAGAGACUUUGUAAAUAAAUCAUUUAUUGAGCUAACGUCUUGUGGAGCCAGAGGAAGAGAUGGUCCUCGAAAUGACGAUUGCAGCGAAAGUUACAAGGAAAAGGAGCUUCAACAGUCGAUUAAAGUGCUCGAAGACUCACCAUUCAAAGGUGUUCAGGUGUGGAAGGUGCCGAGCGAGGAUUAUUACACAGUAAUUGCGAAAGGUGCUGGAGGUGGGCUUGGAAGCGGUGGUGUUGGUUCAUCCCGUGGUGCACUUGCUGUAUCAGUGCUGGAACUGCAUAAAGAUGAAGAAAUAUACUUUCUAGUGGGACAGAAAGGUGAACAUGCUUGCAUCAAGUCAAUGGGAUAUCGUGACAAAGAAUGCGAACCCAGAGACAACGAUUCAUCCGAUCAGCAUAGGAAUUCAAAAACGAAGCAAGUCAAGAAUAUGGUUAUUGAAGAUGGUGCCGGCGGUGGUGGCGGUGCAACUUACGUGUUUGUACUGAAUUCUGUGAAAGAAGUCAUUCCGUUAGUUGUUGCUGCAGGUGGAGGUGGUUUAGGUAUCGGAAGAUAUUUCGAUGAUCACGAUCAGCACGGUCGAAUUUUCGAUGCGAAUGGAAUUGAUGUUAGUGGAGAAAUGAUUGGAGAGAUUAAUAAGACUGGUGGUCCUGGCGGAGGAUGGCGUGCUUCCGAUGAUUAUGCUUUGAAUGUUAACACGGGCGCAUCUUUAUUGGAAGGUAGUAGAGGUGGCAUUCCGUGUUAUCCGGCUAGAGGAAUUCAUGGACAAGGCGGUUUUGGUGGUGGAGGUGGUGGUUGUAACACUGGAGGUGGCGGUGGUGGAUAUGCUGGAGGAGAUACUCGAGCAACGAAAAGUAAUGGUGAAGGAGGAACAUCUUACGUUUGGAUGAAACGCAGUGUCCCGGAAUUGACUUCAGUAGUGGCUGGAGACAAUAGUGGAAAUGGAAUGGUUAUUAUUAUCAGAGCCAUCAACUCACCAGGUUGUGGAUGUGAUUACAGAUGUGUUGUGCUUGAUGAAUUCGGUGCUGAUGUGGCCUGCAUUUGUCCGGAAGGAUCGAGAUUAAAAAAGGAUAAUCUGACGGCUUGUGAAAUAAUAUCACCGUUCGAGGAAUACCCAAUGAACUAUUUGAUGAUAAUUUUUGCCGUUGUUUCAGUGCUGCUAUUCGUCGCAUUAAGCUGGUUGAUCUUCAUUUUAUAUAACCGUUAUCAACGAAAAAGGGAAGCGGUUAAAAGACAUAAAAGACUGUUAGAGCAAGAUCUGCAAUUGAGUCGCCUGAGACAUACCGCCGACGAAUCAGCUCUAACAAAUUUUAAUCCGAAUUAUGGAUGUGAUGGUAUUCUGAAUGGAAAUGUUGACGUGAAAAGUUUACCUCAGGUUGCCAGAGAAAGUCUGAGGCUAGUCAAAGCACUAGGUCAGGGUGCAUUUGGUGAAGUGUAUCAAGGACUAUAUCGUCAUCGCGACGGUGAUGCAGUAGAAAUGCCGGUGGCAGUUAAAACGUUGCCGGAAAUGUCAACGGGUCAAGCUGAGGCCGAUUUUCUAAUGGAAGCAGCCAUCAUGGCCAAAUUCAACCAUCCGAACAUUGUGCACCUUAUAGGUGUUUGUUUUGAUCGACAUCCUAGAUUCAUUGUGUUGGAACUCCUCGCUGGUGGCGAUUUAAAAAACUUUUUGCGUGAAGGACGCAGUAAACCGGGACGACCAUCUCCGUUGACGAUGAAGGAUUUGGUAUUUUGUGCAGUAGACGUAGCAAAAGGAUGUAGAUACAUGGAGAGUAAACGGUUCAUACAUCGUGAUAUAGCAGCUAGAAAUUGCUUGUUGAGUAGUAAAGGACCGGGUAGAGUUGUUAAAAUUGCCGAUUUUGGUAUGGCUAGAGAUAUUUAUAGGUCAGAUUACUAUAGAAAAGGCGGGAAGGCAAUGCUUCCGAUAAAAUGGAUGCCGCCGGAGGCGUUUCUUGAUGGAAUUUUCACUUCGAAAACUGAUGUUUGGUCCUUUGGUGUGUUGCUAUGGGAGGUUUUCAGUUUGGGAUUGAUGCCGUAUACAGGCUUACCGAACAGAGAUGUCAUGCAAUUGGUUACUGGUGGCGGUAGAUUGGAUGCAAGUCCUGGUUGUCCUAAUGCAAUUUAUAGAAUCAUGGCUGACUGUUGGGGUCCAUCGCCAGAAUCAAGGCCAACGUUUUCAAAUUUACUUGAAAGACUAAGCGCGUGUACCCAGGAUCCUGAGGUCAUGAACGCUCCGUUACCGAGCUUUUUCCGACCACCAUCAACCGAACGUGAUCAAACAAUAAUGCGGCCACCAAACGAUGAUUACUGCUUAACAGCUCCCAACUCCUCAGACUAUUUAAUACCUUUGCCUGGUCCACGAACCGCAGCUGAACGAUUACUAUCCGAAGCGACUGGUGUGACACUAUCUGAAUCAGUGACAACAUACUCAGCACCAACCGUAACAUCGCCAUCUGUUCCAAAACCGAUGCAGGACUCGGGCUGCUGGGAAACUUCUUUCAUCAUGCCAAACUCAAAGUCUGAUCAGCACCUACUGUCCCCAGACAAUAGUCACACCUCAUCAGACGAUAAACUAAUCAGUCUUGAUACACCACAACAAACACCAACAACCAUAAAACCUCCGCAUUCGUUUAGCGACAAAGACCCAAUCACUUUAGAUCCAGCUUCGUUACCGAAGCAAGGUAUGUCAUACGCAAAUGUUCGAAUGGCUAGUUCGGCAGCGAAACAAAAUGACGAUAAAAUUAUGGCUAAUGGAUCGGUGCCAGCAGAAAAUUUAAACAAGGCACCAUUUACAAUACAAGGCUUUAAUGACCGUUACAUGGCAAAUGAAAACCAUUCGGAAAUUAGUUGUUAAUAAACUUCAUGUGAUCCAGUGAUAGAAGAUUUAUUGUGCGAAUAUUGUGUGCGACAUGCUCAAAAUGUGUGAUCAUCUUUUUUUGUUUCAAGAACAAUGUAGGCUCACUACCUAGUGAAGAGAAAAGACUUUACGAUGAAACCCCAAGUUUAUUAAAACGUUUUACUAAAACAUUGAUAAAAACUAAAAUAAUUUAGAUUUUCGUUUAAAAGCGGCCCCAUGCUAACCGAUUGAAUCAGUGACAAUACUUAUAAUUGAUUGAAAUUUGAAGAGAACAUCAAUAAUCAAAAUAGGCUUUAACAAUCGCACCAUGAGGCUGCACCUGGUAAGUACAGAAAAUUAAUAAGCACAUCACUGUCAAAAAUAAUAUCAAUUUUAGGACCAGAGUCCUAAUAUUAUUCCGAAUUAUUGCACUAUAAAGAUAUAAUUUACUGAAAAAAAUAUGGCGAAAAGGCUUAAGAGCAACGAUUUCUGAGAUUUCUGGCCAAUAAAAACAUUGAGCAAUAUCGAUACUCGUUUCAUAAUAAUGAAGAAAGAGCAACGAUUACCUAAAAGCUGUGAUUCAAACCCAAGUUUUUGACUGUUGAAACUGUUAAUUGGUAAAAAUGCGAUUUUUUGUUGAAGAUUUAACCGAUUGAGUUUAACCGGUAUCUUUUCAUCAAUCAAAUCCGCUUAUUUUUCGUAGAUCACGAGAACAAGGUCUGCGUUCCAGCUGGGAAUUAAUCAAUGGCUCUUAAUCAGUAUAUUCUCAAAUAUUAUGUCUUGAAUUGAUCAUAUCGGUUAUUAUAAGUGGUCGCCAAUUUUGUGUUCGUUUAAGUCAGAGGUGAAAAAUGCUCUUUUUUUAAAUGAAUAAUGAAUUUUAUACGCUUAAAAAUUUAUUUAAAAAAAAAAUACGAAAAAUAAAUAAUAAUUUAUAAAUAAUUAACAAUCAGAAGAACUCUGACAAAUUAAAUGAAAAUUGUAAGUGUAUUUGGCUUUUGAUUUUGGUUAGGUAUUUGGUUUUGAAUAAGAGGCAUGUUAUGUUAACAAGGCAGCUCGAUUGAGUUCGGUACUAUUUUUUUAACCAUACACUUGAUUUAUUAUUUCAGCUGGUAAUAAACAAACUUUUUUGGACGGUCGUAAAAUUUUUCGAUUGUCAUAUUGAAUCAUUUAAAUAUUCUUGGAAAUUAUGAUGACUUGAAGUUUCUACAGGUAUGCUGAAGUACAUGGCCAAUUUUGAGAAAUUUAGAAAAUAAAAAUUGGCAAUCAUUUCAAUUAUUUAAUUUUAAUUUUGUUUGUCAAUUUGUUCGAAAGCCGUAUCCAUAAUCUGCAGUCAAUUGCACUUUAAUUGAAGAUAAUAUUAUAUUAAAUGGUGAAAUCACUAAAAAAGUAUUUCGUAACGAAAUUAAUGAAAUAAAUUUAAAAUUAAAAAGAAAAAUUAUAUGUGGGAAAGAAUAAUUAAUAAAAUGUUUAAACUAAAAAUGAAAAGAAAAGAUUUGCAACUAUAAAACCAGAAAAGAUACCUACAAAUUGGUUUUAAAUAUGACAUAUACAUAUGAAGAAUCGUUUCAAAAACGUCUCGUUUCGAUAUUUU
Molecule: messenger RNA, 7382 nt
Organism: Bradysia coprophila
Lineage: Eukaryota; Metazoa; Arthropoda; Insecta; Diptera; Sciaridae
Gene: Alk
Product: Anaplastic lymphoma kinase
Biological process (GO): regulation of neuron differentiation; cell surface receptor protein tyrosine kinase signaling pathway; positive regulation of kinase activity
Cellular component (GO): signaling receptor complex; plasma membrane
Molecular function (GO): protein binding; ATP binding; transmembrane receptor protein tyrosine kinase activity
Source: RefSeq, a predicted model, not a curated record